GUUGACAAACUGUGCUGUUCUCUUUAUACCAUCUGGAUCCCUGUCCGUCAGUCCAUCUUUUUAUCUAGCUGUAUUUUUCUACGAACAGCAAAAUGUUUCUAGAAAUGAACUGGCGUGCAUUCAGGGUGUCAUUGAGGAAUGGCCUGGAGUUCCUCUGGUACUCUUACUCAACUCCUUCUCCACAGAGCGCCAAACAAGUCUUCACCCUCCUGCUCUUCUGUUUGAUUAUCUCCACAAGCACUGGUGCUCUACUCUUCCACUGGUUAAGUGGGCUCUUAAGGUACCACCCCCAGACUGCGGGCAUCGCCACAGGCAUCUACACAAUAGCCAUCUUGCUCUUCUCAUUUCUCGUACAUCCUUUUCGUUGUGCAUUCACACUGAUGUUUCCAACGCUGGGAACCCAACAGGGACGCAAACUUGUUCUCUCACUGUGCGUGAUGAUUGUGCUGAUUUAUGUUCUGCCGAACAUUGGCACUAACAUAGUUGAACUUGCACACCUCAUGAAGUGCACAUCAGAGAACGUCGCUCACAGUGUCCUCAAUUUAUCAGAAUUCUGUAACAUUAUAAAAAGAGAACUUGUUUCUAAAGUUAAAAAUAUUAAAGAUUUAAGUAUUGGACAUGUUGUGGAGCAGCUAACUAGUUUUAACCACCAAACAGACAUUGACGUGACUGGUCUAAAAGAAAAUCUGAAAAAUUUAAGCAAACAUGUCGGGCAGGAUUUUUCCAAAGCCAUACAUCAACUAGACGAACUGAAGCUCCUUUUAAGCAGAAUAUUGGCUGCUGGAUUGGUGAUUUACCUGUUUAUGGAUUCAUCCAUUUACCUGAAGUCAUACUUGACAUCUGUGAGAUUUGAUAAUGUCUACAUUACUGGGCUGCUCAAGAAAAACGCAGAGAGUAAAGGAAUCAAAGUGAACGCAAAGGAUGUAAAAAAUGGAGUGAACGUCACCAGUAUCAGACUGUCAAAAAAAGAACUCCUUAAGUGUUUACUUCCCAUUCUCAUGAUCACUUUGUAUCUGUUCAUGACGAUCAUGCUCCUAGUCCUUGACUAUAUAGUGCAUUAUGCUGUGGUAACAGGCGGGCCUUGGCUUUUGGACAUUCCACCUACUGACAUUUCCAUGAACAUUCAUUUUAAGGUUGAUUAUAAGCAUAAUGCCUGUGUUAUAUUCGGCUGUGAACGCAAUGAAAUAGUGAACUUCGUCAGAAGGUAUAAUGCCACCAUUAGCUCUGAUGUGACUCAGUGCAAGACCAGGCCAAGCAAGCUGAAUGCAGGAGUGAUACUUUUACUGUUCCUGCUCUACUUCCUCAGCUACGGUCUCACGUUCUUGGAGGUCUACGCUCGACGCCUUCGCAGAAAAGUGGCCUCUUCUUUCUUCCAGGUGCAGGAAGAGAAAAGAAUUACAUUUCUUAUUGAUCAAAUUAUCACCAAGAAGAGGAAAAUGCUGGCCAAACAAGCAGAAACUGAAAGUACCGAGAGCAGGACGCAGGGAAAUGAUAAGAGUAUAUUAAAGUUUUUACCACUUGCUAGAUUAUAUGCUUGUUUGCCUGCAAGAAAAGAUAAUGUAGUCAAACACACUGAGGAAAGCCAGAAGGCAGAUAUCUGACUACUGAUUGAAAAUGACAAGUUGACCUCAUUUUAUUUAAACAUUUAACUGCAAAUUAUUUUAUGCUGACUUUGUUAUGGUAGGAGUGGCACAGGGAUGCAGGGUUGCUUACUCUACAUUCCCCUUAGGUUUGAAAUAGUAUGCGAACAAGUGUGUACCACAUGCCUUGCAAUGACCUGGUGUUCCGUAUCAAGUGUGUUCAUUCUUCAUGCCCACUGUAGCUUUAGAAAAGAAAGGAAAAGAAAAGAAUACAAAUUUAUGCUUGACAAAAGUCAAUUUUGUAUAAUUAAAAUAUUCAAAUUUUAUCUAAUGAUAUCCAUCCAUAUAUUCAUUUUCUGUAUAAGUGCAAGGAAUAAAUGCCACCUCUAAUUGAAUGGC
Tachysurus vachellii is the source of this 1979-nucleotide messenger RNA. Its product is annotated as osteoclast stimulatory transmembrane protein-like. The record is from RefSeq and is a predicted model, not a curated record. The transcript is spliced from 3 exons. Bases 93 to 1601 code for a protein of 502 amino acids. Lineage: Eukaryota; Metazoa; Chordata; Actinopteri; Siluriformes; Bagridae. Gene Ontology annotation, cellular component: membrane.